AUGAAAAUCCCAAAUUCAGAAACUGACCAUCUAUGGGAGUCCUCAGAAUGGAGACCGAUACAAGUAAUUUUGAAAUAUUCGGUUCAUUGGAUUAGUCCCCAUUCUCAAGCCUACAUCUAUAUAUAUACUAGAUCGACCUUUCUCAACCAGGGUGCCCUGAAAUUUCUUCAGGGGUGCCUUGGCAAAAUGUCUAAAAAUUGCCAAAAACCUGUAUACAAGCCAGCCGGUGAAACAAAACUGCCUUCUAGUUACACCAAGCCACAGGUUUUCAUUGUGCAUCUAUUUGACCUUCUAGCGGCAUCCUCACAACCAAUGACAUCAUCAGUU
This is a messenger RNA of Staurois parvus, 327 nucleotides long. The record is from the annotation of a GenBank genome assembly. NCBI's taxonomy places the organism in Eukaryota, Metazoa, Chordata, Amphibia, Anura, Ranidae.